UCUUCUCCUGUUCUCACGUGGUCAAGGGAAAAGCAUCUGUCUGGAGUCUCUUUAAUAAGGGCGCUAAUCCCACUCCUGAGGACUCCAUCCUCCUGUCCUUGGCACCUCCCAAGGGCCCCAACUCCUAACACCGUCACGUUGGAGGUCAAGUUUCCAGACCUAAACGGCAGCGGCCAAACAAUUUUCCCAUGUUUUCUUCACCUAAAGCCUGGAAUUUCAGAGGGCGGAAGCGGAAGCAGAGCGCGCAAGAUGAGGAUGCUGCCAGCCUUUGCAGUCUCGACAUAAGCGAACCUAGUAAUAAACGGGUCAAACCUCUUUCCAGAGUCACAUCACUAGCAAACCUCAUCCCGCCUGUGAAGGCAACGCCUCUAAAGCGCUUCAGCCAAACCCUGCAGAGGUCCAUUAGCUUCCGCAGCGAGAGCCGCCCUGACAUCCUCGGCCCCCGACCCUGGUCCAGAAAUGCCUCCUCCUCCAGCACAAAGCGGAGAGACAGCAAGCUGUGGAGUGAGACCUUCGACGUGUGUGUCAAUCAGAUGCUUACGGCCAAGGAGAUCAAACGGCAGGAGGCAAUCUUUGAGCUUUCUCAAGGAGAAGAAGACCUGAUAGAAGACUUGAAGUUAGCAAAAAAGGCCUAUCACGACCCCAUGCUCAAACUCUCCAUCAUGACCGAACAAGAGCUGAAUCAAAUUUUUGGAACACUGGACUCUCUGAUUCCUCUACAUGAAGAGCUCCUCAGUCAGCUUCGAGAUGUUCGGAAGCCAGACGGCUCAACAGAACAUGUUGGUCCCAUCCUUGUGGGCUGGCUACCUUGUCUCAGCUCUUAUGACAGUUACUGCAGUAAUCAGGUGGCUGCCAAAGCCCUCCUGGACCACAAAAAGCAAGAUCAUCGGGUUCAAGAUUUCCUUCAGCGCUGCUUGGAAUCCCCCUUUAGCCGCAAACUAGAUCUCUGGAACUUUCUUGAUAUCCCCAGAAGCCGGCUGGUGAAAUACCCUCUACUUCUCCGAGAAAUCCUGAGGCACACACCAAAUGACAAUCCAGACCAGCAGCACCUGGAAGAAGCAAUAAACAUCAUUCAGGGAAUUGUGGCAGAAAUCAACACCAAGACUGGCGAAUCCGAAUGUCGUUAUUAUAAAGAGCGGCUUCUGUACUUGGAAGAAGGCCAGAAGGACUCCUUGAUUGACAGUUCUCGAGUCCUGUGUUGUCACGGCGAACUGAAGAACAACCGCGGUGUGAAACUACACGUUUUCCUGUUCCAAGAAGUGCUUGUGAUUACUCGAGCUGUCACCCACAACGAGCAACUGUGCUAUCAGUUGUACCGGCAGCCGAUUCCCGUGAAGGACCUGCUGCUGGAAGAUCUGCAAGAUGGAGAAGUGAGGCUGGGCGGCUCCCUGCGAGGGGCCUUCAGCAACAAUGAGAGAAUUAAAAACUUCUUCAGGGUCAGUUUCAAAAAUGGAUCCCAAAGUCAGACUCACUCAUUGCAAGCUAAUGACACCUUCAACAAACAGCAGUGGCUCAACUGUAUUCGUCAAGCCAAAGAAACAGCUGUGUGUGUCGCCGGGCAGGCAGGGGUGCCUGACACCGAGGGACCGUUCCUAAGUCCCGCCAGCAGGAGCCAGGAGCCGCAGGGAGAAACAAAACUUGAGCAGAUGGACCAAUCGGACAGUGAGUCGGACUGCAGCAUGGACACAAGUGAGGUCAGCCUGGACUGCGAGCGGAUGGAACAGACAGACUCCUCCUGUGGCAACAGCAGGCAUGUGGAAAGCAGUGUCUGACUGAAGGGUGUGGCCCUCGUGGAAGCAGCCCUGUGUCUUACCUGUACAGUAUUUGCAUUCCACACAUGCAACGGUUUGGAGAAGCACUUUUUAAUAUGUUUGUGACCAUGUUGGCCCGUUCUCUUGUGUCUGUACCUUUGUCUCUAGUACUGUAACUGCUGAUCGAUCUGUGCCAGCAGGAACGUGGCAGCCGUUACCCUGCACUGUGUCUAAUAAAUGUCUGGAUGGAUGGAGAGGUACUUCCAAUUGUCCUGCUGGAUUUUUAAAAAUAGAAAAUCUAAACUACUGUUUUGUGUAGAUUGCUUGAAGAGUUCUUCCUCCCCUGCCUCUAGUGCUUUUGUAGCCCUUUGAUGUGGCGGCCAAAGGCAUGGAACCCAGAGAGCUUUCCAAAUAAGAGUUUGGGAUGGUGUUUGAGGGAGAACUGGGAAAAUCCAACACUUGACGUGAAAGCUUGGUUUUGUGUUCUUCCACCAGAAGGCAUAAAAACAUCCCUGGGGAUUCUGAAGGCCUAACUGGCAAAGGAGGAAGGGUUUCUUGGAGCUUGCAGUUUCAUCCAGUGCAAGCUUGAUGAUGCAGUCAUCGGUGAGGACAUGAAACAGAGGCUGACCUUGGAAGAGCCACGACAAAGGCAGCCGCCCCCUCUGCAUCUUUAACGGAAAUGCGCAUGGCUCUGAGAGGCGGUCAUCAUAGUUAGUAGCCUGCCAGCGAGAGCCAUCAGCAGCCUAAGAUAGUAAACUAGAACCUGAAGGGACUGGGCCAGCCUCCCAGGAUCACGAGCAAGCCCUGCCUUCGUUGGGUUUCACCUUUGCAGGCCACUUCUGUGAGGAAGCGGUAGGGAGAGUGACGGUGACCAGACCUAUGACUGAGUACAGAGCACACGAGAAGAAGACCUGGGAGAAGUGCUUCCUUGGGAUUGUCUUUGAGAACCGUUACAAGAUAAAAGCAAGGGAACAUGGCCAGAGCCUUGAGAAAAGCCGCAGUCUGAGGAUUUUCUGCUCUGAUGUUGGGUCAUCCAUUAGCAUCUCUGGUUCUGCGUCAUCAUCAAAAUCAUAAUGACAUUUUCCAGAGGCCAGUUUCGUCAACUGAUUAAUUAGGAUCAGCUAGACAAACUUGUAACCUCCUUGUCCAGCCUUGAUUUACAGAGCAGGGUGGCUUGCAGACCUUUAAAAACAAAAAAACAAAACAACAACAACAACAAAAAACCACAGGAAAACUCCCUGUGAUUGUAAAUAUUUAGAAUAACCUGUGCAAACUUAGACCCACACCAGCACUAGUAGUAAUUCUAAAUUAUUGCCAAAAAAAAUUUAAUUUUCUGUGUCCUUCAAGUUUACAGAAAAGAAAGCAGCAAAUACAAUAUUGUCAUUUUAUUGUGUACAUAGGUCAUACGCAUUCAAAGAAGCUGUAUAACAAGAGUUAAUGAUAUAAAAACAAGGUAUAUUACGUUAUUAUUUUUCGAAAGCAAAAAUAUGGUCAGCUUUACCCUGUAAAACAUAUUUAUAGAUUUUAAACAUGGUGAAUUUUUUCUAUUACAAGUUUAUUUAAAACUACUUUGUUUCUCAAGUUGUUCUGAUUUUGCGAAUGAAUGGACCUGCUGCAGACGGCAGAGAAAAGCUUAGAAAAGCUCUUCAAAGAUGGAAAAUGAGUGACUCACUCGUUCUUUGAAGAAACAUGGGCCACUUUGGCCAAUAUAUCAAGAAAAAAGGUUUGUCAAGUGCUGGCCUGUGGAAAGGGAGCCAUUGAAUGUUUCGAUGGAAUGAAUGUUUUUGUAUAAUGGCCUUAAACUUUUCUGGAAGCAUUUCAAAUAAAUUGCAUUAAAAAUGUCA
This is a messenger RNA of Octodon degus (degu), 3595 nucleotides long. It is a transcript of the gene Arhgef3, whose product is annotated as Rho guanine nucleotide exchange factor 3. Gene Ontology annotation, molecular function: guanyl-nucleotide exchange factor activity. The record is from RefSeq and is a predicted model, not a curated record. Gene Ontology annotation, biological process: positive regulation of Rho protein signal transduction; intracellular signal transduction. The coding region runs from base 189 to 1772 and encodes 527 amino acids. Lineage: Eukaryota; Metazoa; Chordata; Mammalia; Rodentia; Octodontidae. The transcript is spliced from 12 exons.